AUGCAAUGUUCAGGCGUCGGCCUCCGGCUUGGCGGUUUGGUCACCAACCUUGCGGUCACCAGGCUGCUCCAGUUGCAUCGACUGCAAUCGCGUCGAUUCAUGUUUGCAGACUACAAAAACGAGGUGAUGAAGGGAGGUCGAGGAGCUGGCCGUGGCCAUCAACAUCCUGGACAAGGUGAAGGUGAUCCCACUGCCGCUGCUGAUGCGGCGGGGCCAACACUGGCCAAUGGCGCUGGCGAGACUGCGGGUGCCUACUACAAGGGAUUGGACUCCGGGUUGGCCAAAUCGGCGCCCUCGGCACAGGGUCUGUGCCAACGGACCUACAGAGCUUACAGGCGGCGACUUGAACUUUUCAGUCGGCAAUGCCUGAGGCGUGGAAGCGACGUUGCCGUGGAGGGAGCCUUCCCGGUGAUGUCGCAGUUGCAGGAUUCGGCCUGGGACGCGACGGAGGGCAUCGACUAUGACGACAUCGAGCUCUCCGAGAACCCUUUCCUGCCAAUACGGCAGACGCUGGACCUCCUCUACCAGCAUGAGGAGGAGGUGGAGCUGCCAGAACGAUGCCAAGAGUUCUUCGAGCAGUUCGCGCGGGAGAAGGGCGAGGAGUUGCAGGCCUACAUCGUGCGACACCAGACCAUGCUGCGGAAGCUGAAGGAGCUGAAGGUGGAUGUGCCACCGCUCUUAGCGGGGUGGCACAUGCUCAACAGAGCUGGAGUACCUCGGUGGACCCACCCUCAGAUCAAGGCCCUUUGCGGUGGAGAACUCAACGUGAAGAAUGUGGCCAAGGCGAUGACAAGGAUGUUCGGUGGAGAUAGCAAGCCGAACAUGAAGGAUUCAGCGCUGAGAGGAAACGACAUCAACAUGGCCGAGCACUACGAGGACGACUAUGACUACGAGACGGAAGAGGCCUACUACCACCACUAUGAGGAUGAAGAGAACUUCUACGAGGACUAUGACGACGUGGACUACGUUGGUGACGAUGAUGAGCCACCACCCCAAGAAGUUGAAGAAGCAGCCAUUGCCACGGAGGAGGCAUACAUCUCCUACUUGGACAGCAGAAAGAAGAUGCGAGAGCUGGCACUGGCACGUGGCUUCUACCCUGUCGUGGCCCUGGACAUGGGAGGUCAUGGAGAAAAAGGGAAGAAAGGAGGUGGUGGAAAAGGAAAAGGCAAGGGAAAAGGGGGUAAGUCAAGUGGAGCCCCAAAAGGAAAAGGGAAGUCGUUUGUCCCACCUGGCACCAAGCGCUUUGCAUUUGGUCGACGAGGACAAGGGUUCAAGAGGUAUAGAUUGCCUGCCUCGGGAAUCAAGGAAGUGCCCGACGAGGCGAACAUGGUGGAGGAGACUGAGAUUGACCUGGACGUCCACUCCAAGAUCACGGAUGAGAUCAACUACAACGACUCCGAUGCUGGAUGGGCAAUCAUGGAUUCUGGCGCAACACGGACGGUGUGCGGUACCAGAGUCUGGGACAAGUUGGCCGAGUACCUGGUGAUGCGGGACCUUAUGCACCUUGUGGACACUGUGAACGAGGUGCGAGACUUUCGCUUUGGUGAUGGGGUGAUCCUACGAUCUCAGAGCUCUAUGGUGAUCCCUGUCUGUGUGGCGAAAGAAUGGACAAAGCUCAAGAUCCACAUCCUUCCAGGCACUACACCACUUCUUCUAGCACGACCUGACCUGGAGAAAUGGAAUGUGGAGGUGAACUAUGGACAACAGAGCAUCAAGGUGAACGGCAAGCCAGUGAAGCCUUCGAGGACUUCAAAUGGACACUACAUGAUCAACCUCUUCGACGACCUUCAGGACGUCAUGAACGUGACGAUGUUGGAGGAUGAGGACCCCGAACAGGUGGCCUACAUUGGAUCAGUCCUGACGGACGAUGUCUCCGAUCUGGAGAUGGACAUCGAGGUUGACAUGGAUGGCACUGGAAUGGAGGAAGCUGUUCAACUGGUUUGCAGCAGGCUUCCCAGUUCCGAGCGCAAGAUGAAGUUCUGGGAGGUGUACGUCGAUGAGGGCAACUUGUCAGCCUUUCUCAACCGGAAGGAUGGAGUGGAAGCCCGAGUGUUCAGCCUGCCAGACUGGAACUUUGAUCAUCGAGCUGAACAGAUACGGUUCCUUGACGAGAUGGACAGGGAGCAGCCCCUGCACAUCAUGGUAGCCUUCGAGUGCCGACUGUGGUCACCCAUGCAGAAUAUGAACUACAGGACCGAUGAACGAAAGCUUCUCCUUGCAGAGAUGCGUGCAGCUGAAGAACGCACUCAUCUGCGCUUCUACAACGACAUCCACAAGAAAGGCAAGGCCAUUGGUUGUGAUGUCACCUUGGAGCAACCUGCGGAAGCUAUGUCAUGGAAGACCACAACUUUGGAAUCCAUGAGGGGCUACUACGAAACGGUGCUCGACAGAUGCCGCACCGGUCUCAAGAUCAACCCCAAGGACAAGACCUUCGUCAAGAAGCCUACGAGGUUCAGAUCCACUACGAGGAUUGUUGCAGAGGCCAUGAACAAGGCUUGCAAUUGCCCUGGACCUCACCAACAGAUGAUGGGUCAAGGCAAAGCACUCAAACAGAUGCAGAACUACGAGCCUGGCCUGGUCAAAAUGUUGGGCGAUGCCAUCUUCAGUUCGAUGGAGAUUGCUUGGCGCAAUCGUGGCCAAGCGGAACUCAUGAUGAUGGAGAUUGUCGAGAAGUCAACGGAGGAGAUGAAGUACUUGGAGCAGAACAAAGAGCUCAUCAAGAUCGCCGGCCCAGAGGCUCUGAAGGCGAUCACCCUCCUGCAUCGACAACUUGGGCAUCCAUCGGCACAGAAGCUGGUCGUAGCGGUGAAGCAACGAGACUUCCCCAAGGAGUACGUGCAGGUGGCCAGAAACUACAAGUGCCCCACCUGCUGGAGCAAACAAGAACCAAAAGCUGUCAGGGUCGCAACCUUGAGAAAAGCCCCACACUUCAACCACACCAUCGCCAUCGACACCUUCUAUGUCGAGUGGGAUGAGGAGAAGAAGGGCGUCCUGACGGUCUUGGAUGAGUACUCUCGCUACGAGAUGGACCAUGUCAUCACAGAGGAGACGGCGGAGGUUGAGAUCGCGCUCUUGACCAAGCAAGAUCCUUUCCAGUAUCCUGGGGGGUAUGCCCUCGCUGACGCUGCGGGUGACCACCACUUUGACGCCAAGACCCCCACUGACCUCAAGGAUGACACACAGAAUGCGGACGAGCCGAUGGAGGACCAGACCUCAAACAGCCGGUCACCUGAGAUGGCCGAAAGCCCAGAGACUGCCUCACAUGAUGCGAGCCGUCCACCGCGGCGACUGCAUCCUAUGCCAGAGUACGUGGAUCCGGAGCCAGCUGGAAUUUGGACUGACCCCGGACCACCCUCUGCGGUGGCUGCUUCUACCUCUACUUCAACAGCUGCAGCCCCGAACAAUGAGAACAAUGAUGAUCAGGCAGCUGAAGGGGAUGAACAAAGCCCUGAAGAACGCCGUGAACCCAACAUCGUCGAGAACCAAGAUGAGAUGCAACCACAAGGACCUGGCACACAAGCUCAGGCACUGAAGACCUACCACGAGGCUCUUCGAAUGGCAAGUGCUGUCUCUGAGGAGCGCAACCGCAUCUUGGAUGGACUUCCUCCUCGACGACAAGCUACAGUCUCAGGUGCCAAGGUGGCCGACCUCAACGAGGCCAACAAGAUCCUGCGCUUCGCCAAGGAGGGCGUCGUGAUCCCCUACAUCCAGAUCAUUGUCAUCGUUGUCUUGAUCCUGGUGGCGAUGAUCGCAUCCUUCCUGGCCGGCAUCAACUACGUCCGGCAUCGAGAACAUCAAGGUGAUCCUGGACUUCCCCGUGACCUACAAGAACCUUUCAUCCCGGAUGAGGAGAACAACCGUCCACCCUAUGAGUGGGACAGUUCCUUCGUGGAGAGUUCAGUGACUUCUGUGCUGAACCGAAGUGGAGAGGAGCCAUCAUUCUCAACGGAUGGACUGGCUCAACCAGAAACUCAUGAAGGAGACAUCCUCUCCGCGACCAACACACCGAGAUUGCCAAAUGGCGAGCGAGUGGAGAGCAGCAAUGGAGGAGUGGUGUCAUGGCUGACACCUGGACAGGUGGUCUACCUCAAGGGGGAGGGCUACUACGUCUACUCCGAUGCGGAAGUGAACCAACGAAGGACGGCAUUGCAAGAAUCGAUGCCACCAUCAGUAGAUGAAGUGAUGACACCAGAGCUCAUCACGGCUUUGAUGCAAGGAACUUUGGCCCCUGAACAACACAUGCAGGUGCCACUGGACGCAAGCGACUGGAAUGGCGUGCGCCCAGAUGAGCGCGCUGAGAGAUCCCGAAUUUUGGAGGACAGCCUGAUCUUAGGCAUCGAGAUGGAAGAGAUGGACAACCAGAGAGAUGCAGAAGCUCGAGGACUGAGAGCCCGGCUUAGAACAGUUCGUGAGCUAUGCCUGCGGUGUGACCGCGACUACAUCGAGCAGAAGGAAAACAAGGAGAUCAGGGAGGACUUCGUGCGCUGCACCCUGGUGAUUGUGAGAAACAUAUUGAAACUGACCAUUUCGCAGGAUCAGUAA
Cladocopium goreaui is the source of this 4542-nucleotide messenger RNA. The record is from the annotation of a GenBank genome assembly. Lineage: Eukaryota; Dinophyceae; Suessiales; Symbiodiniaceae.